Messenger RNA from Penicillium concentricum, 462 nucleotides. RefSeq lists its product as uncharacterized. Lineage: Eukaryota; Fungi; Ascomycota; Eurotiomycetes; Eurotiales; Aspergillaceae. The transcript has 2 exons. The record is from RefSeq and is a predicted model, not a curated record. The coding region runs from base 1 to 462 and encodes 153 amino acids.
AUGUCGCAAAAUUACGGCUCCGAAUAUACCGGCUCCACGCUUAUUGCCCACGGCUUCAAGUUCUACAACUGGCCAGGAGCUGGCGAGCAGGCCGCAGAGCAUUUCGGCCUCUCCCACGCCGUGAUCACUCCCGCAAAUGCUCGCCGCGUAUUGAUCGGAGGUCAACUUGGAAUUCGAGAUGACGGUUCUAUCCCCACAGACCCGGCCGAGGAAGCGGAGAUCGCCUUUGAACAUGUUGAGCGUGCUCUCAAGGCUGCUGGGUUCGGAGCUGAUGCUUGGGAACAUGUCUAUAAGAUUAAUAGCUACGAGGUUGCAGCAGAGGGACUUGGGGAAGGUAUUGGGAAAGCAGCUCGAAAGUACUUGAAGAAGACGCGCCCGGCAUGGACUGGUGUGAAUGUGGCCUCUCUCGUGAUGCCAGGCCUUCAUUUAGAGAUUGAAGUUGAGGCUUAUCUCCCAAACUGA